AUGAGAUUCGUAUCACGUUUUUUGAGCCCCACCACGGACAAAGUGAAGGGGACAGUGCACAUAGUGCCACAGGGAUAUGCCGUUAAAGGAGCGGGAGAUAUGUUUAUACCCUCACAAUUAACAAGUAUAAUAAGACUGGCUAGACACAAACACCCUUACAAUGUAGAAGAGAUGAAUCCUGAAAAGUUUCUAGCUUUCAAGGAAUUGUCUAAAAAUUACGAAUCCUCACCAUUCGAAAAUGUGACAAUUCCAGUGACACCGUUGACUGGACAAAGUGAUCACGAUAGACGAAAACAAAUUCAUCUGCAGACGAUGCGGAAAAGUAUUCAUUACCAAACCCCUCGUUUUGAGUCACAUCUUGUACGAAUGCGGAAAACACCUUCUACUUUGACGAGAUCGACAACGUUUUCAUCUGCAUUCAGUGCAACAAGGCCUAUAAAUAUCAAAGAAACGUCCAGGCUCACCAAAAGUACGAAUGCAACAAACCAAAAAGAUUCAAAUGCGGCUUCUGCCAUAAGAGUUUCUCUCAGCAGAGCACAAUUCUAUUGCUCUGCAUGUGAAAAACCUUUUGGCAAAAAGAAAUCUCUGUACCUGCACGUUAAGUACGAUUGUGGAAAAAUAGCGAUGAUCUGCAAUUUCAACAAUUGCCACAAAAGAAUAACUCGUAAGAGUAAUAUGAAGAGACAUUUACGCAGUCACAACAUUACAGACGAUUGGGAAAAGUCAACAAAUUCCAAAUCAAUGGCUAUCAUAUUUAGGAACUGCUAUUGCAAAAUUAAUGAUGUAGAAUUAGAAGAAUCUUACGAUCCUGAAAGUGAAAAAUACGUAUGUAAAAGAUGUCCGACCAAAAGGUACAAAAAUAAGCAACACCUACACAAACACCUCAAAUAUGAAUGCAACAAAUUUCCCAUAACUUGCAUGAUCCAGUAUUGUGGUAAAGAAAUUCUUAGACGGAGCAGCAUGAAGAGACAUCUGACGGUGAAGCACAACAUCUUCGGAGACUGGGAGAAAUAUGUGGCUUACGUAAUACCUUACACUAGUGAUAUUACAGUACCUCUUGUGGGGAAUAUUAAGAUUAUAAACGAUAAAAAAAACUUAGAUGAAUGCUUCGACCCCGAUACCAAAAAGUACAUCUGCAAGCGUUGUCCAACAAAAAAGUACAAAAACAAAUCGCAUUUGUACAAACAUGUCCAAUACGAAUGCAAUAAACUGCCCAUGACUUGUAUGGUCGGCCAUUGCGGCAUAGAGAUCGUAAGAAGAAGCAACAUGAAGCGACAUCUUUCGGUGAGACAUCAAAUAUUCUGCGAGGAUUGGGAGAAAUACGUGACGUAUAUGGUAAAGGACUUAUCUAAUGUGACAGUACCGCAAGUUGAUGAAUGCUUUAACCCCGUCACCAAAAAGUACUUUUGUAAGCAAUGUCCAACUAAAAUGUACAAAAACAAAUCGCAUUUGAACAAACAUCUUAAAUACGAAUGCAAUAAAUUGCCAAUGACUUGUAUGGUCGACCGUUGCGGCAUGGAGAUCUUAAGAAGAAGCAACAUGAAGCGACAUCUUGCGCUUAAACAUCAAAGAAUCUCCAAUGAUUGGGAGAAAUACGUGACGUAUAUUGUAAAGGACUUACCUAAUGUGACUGUACCGCACCUUGGUAGUUCAAUUCAAUUCAUAACACAUCCAUCAAUGUAUUGUCCUCCUGAUGAUGACGUGUUUCAAAUUAAAUAG
Messenger RNA from Psylliodes chrysocephalus, 1719 nucleotides. The record is from the annotation of a GenBank genome assembly. Lineage: Eukaryota; Metazoa; Arthropoda; Insecta; Coleoptera; Chrysomelidae.